Molecule: messenger RNA, 476 nt
Organism: Dreissena polymorpha
Lineage: Eukaryota; Metazoa; Mollusca; Bivalvia; Myida; Dreissenidae
Exons: 4
Coding region: 75-476 (133 amino acids)
Source: RefSeq, a predicted model, not a curated record
CAUAUAUAGUCAAGUGAUAUUAAACACUCUCCCAUGUGUUAAAAUUGUCGUAUAUCACCGGAUUAUCGAAUAAAAUGUUACACAUGUUUUCAAGGCCCCGCUGGAGUGAAAUCGCAGACUUGGCGCUGUUAUUGUUGCUGUACUUUGUUGCGGAGGCGAGAGUGCAAACAAGGAGUAUCACUUCCGUUGAACCGCAGGUUGAGUCCCAGGAUGAUGACGUCAUAGGUUUUUACCAUGAUUAUGACACUUUCGACUUCGCCAUCGAAGACGAUGACGUAACUGGCGAUGAUGACGUCACUGGCGAUGAUGACAUCACAGCCUGUGUGGUUGCAAAGGCAACCAGGAGAGGGAUGGGACUCGGGUUGGUUGUCAACCACCACAAACUCCUGAAGGAGAGACUGAGAAAUGGUAAGUGUAAACAUCACUUGUUAUACAUGGAUAUAUUAAAUAAUAAUAUUAUUACACGCUGGAUCUGA